Messenger RNA from Angiostrongylus costaricensis, 644 nucleotides. The record is from the annotation of a GenBank genome assembly. NCBI's taxonomy places the organism in Eukaryota, Metazoa, Nematoda, Chromadorea, Rhabditida, Metastrongylidae.
GUCAAACUAUGUCUCAGCUGGCGGACACCGGUAUGGCAAAUGUCUGGGUAUUUGACGCCGGAUGGCGGUUUGUCGCUUGUAGAGGUCUUCCUGGAACCAAUUACACUAGAAAGAGAUUUAACACCAGGAAAUCGUCGACAUUCACUAAUAUGGCGAAACCAAUUUAUCCUCGACAUGGAGCAGGAUGUUGUAGUGACGUAUCGCAAGGGACACAGCAAGGAUUCUUUCUUGUCACUGAAGCCGAUGACGUUUUUAGUUACCUGCCUAUUGACGGAGUCCUUGGGCUAGCAUGGCCAGCCCUUUUUGUUGGCGAGGUGACUGCACCUAUACAAAACAUUGUAUCUACUCUUGAAUCUCCUUUCUUCACCAUCCGGAGAAAUGACUCAUACUUGAGCUCGGGCUUCUUUUACGUUUAUGACACUUUCACUUGUACUUCAGUUCCUAACAAAAUAGUCAUUUCCGACACGGGCAUUACAUGGAUCGGAGCACCAAGGAACAUCAUCAACGGAGUGGUUAAUCAGACCGGUGCCAAAUACGACACGCUUAAUCACUUUUACACAUUUGACUGCACGACAAUGAGUACCCAGCCAGAUUUGGUGUUCACUUUCAACGAUAUUAAAUACAAUGUGUUCGCAGAGGAAUAG